This is a messenger RNA of Hevea brasiliensis (rubber tree), 4169 nucleotides long. Its product is annotated as probable LRR receptor-like serine/threonine-protein kinase At3g47570. The coding region runs from base 19 to 3858 and encodes 1279 amino acids. Gene Ontology annotation, molecular function: ATP binding; protein binding; protein kinase activity. Gene Ontology annotation, biological process: protein phosphorylation; hormone-mediated signaling pathway. The transcript is spliced from 4 exons. The record is from RefSeq and is a predicted model, not a curated record. Lineage: Eukaryota; Viridiplantae; Streptophyta; Magnoliopsida; Malpighiales; Euphorbiaceae. Gene Ontology annotation, cellular component: plasma membrane.
AAGUCUCAAACUGCACAUAUGGGGCUUUAUUGCAAGAGUUCCUCAGCAUCUUUCUCAUCCUUGUGCCUGUUUUCUCUUAUUCAUUUCAUGUGCUUCAACUUGCCAGCAGCCUCUGCCAUCGACAAGAACAAUGAGACAGAUCGACUUGCAUUGCUGGACUUUAAGGCCAAAAUAAGUGACCCUUUUGGGGUCAUGCGCUCAUGGAAUAACAGUCUUCACUUCUGCCGGUGGUAUGGUGUCACUUGUGGGCGUAGACACCAAAGAGUCACAACGUUAGACCUGCACUCCCACAAACUUUCAGGGCCCAUAUCACCACAUGUUGGUAAUUUGAGCUUCUUAAGGGUGUUGUCUCUUUAUAAUAAUAGCUUCAGCCAUGAGAUCCCUCCUCAGAUUGGCCGUUUAAGCAGACUGCAAACGUUGUCUCUUUAUAACAAUUCAAUUGACGGUCAUAUUCCUCCUAGCAUAUCUAACUGUUCAAACCUUCUUUUCUUUUAUUUGGAUAACAACAAUCUCGCAGGCGAAAUCCCUGUGGAGCUUGGUUUCUUACCAAAGCUCCAAGAGAUCUAUUUGAAGGAGAAUAAUUUAAUAGGUAGCCUCCCACCAUCUUUCGGGAAUCUGUCGUCCCUUCAGUUUCUUGCUGCAUAUCAAAAUUAUUUGAACGGAAAUCUCCCAGAAACUUUAGGCCAAUUGAGAAGUCUAUGGUUCUUAUCAAUUUUUCAUAAUGGAUUUUCGGGUACCGUCCAUCCGUCCAUCUUCAAUCUUUCUUCGAUCAAGGAUUUCAGCAUUGCUGAAAACCAAUUCCAAGGGAGUCUUCCCUUGGGCAUUGGAAUAUCUCUUCCAAAUCUUCGAAGGUUUUCUAUUGCUGAUAACCAAUUCACUGGCCCCAUUCCAACUUCAAUUUCUAACGCCUCAAAUCUAGAAAUGCUGGAUCUAGCCCAAAAUGAUCUCAGCGGAAGAGUGCCUUCUCUUGACAAGUUGCAUAGACUUUCAGAAUUGGUGAUUUCUGUCAACAAUUUAGGAAGUGGGAAAGCUGAUGACUUGAGAUUUCUUUCCAGUUUAACUAACGCCACAGCUUUAAAAUUCCUAGAGAUAGGCAGCAACAACUUUGGAGGGGAACUUCCUCAACACAUCGCCAACUUUUCAAAGGAGCUCCUCCAAUUUGUCAUACAAAACAAUCAGAUAUCCGGAAACAUCCCAGUUGGAACACAAGUUCUUGUUAACUUGGAAGUUUUCGUUGCAGACAGGAACAAACUCUCAGGUACCAUUCCAUCAGGCAUUGGACUGCUUCAAAAUCUAAGAAAAAUUUACCUUGGAGGCAAUAAUUUAUCGGGAUAUAUUCCAUCAUCUCUGGGAAACCUGACAAAUUUACUUGAAAUUGAUUUAUCUGACAAUAAUCUUCAAGGUACCAUCCCUUCCAGCCUAGGCAGGUGCAAAAACUUGCUCGCACUAGAUUUUUCUAUAAACAAUCUUAGUGGUCCCAUACCCUCACAUGUUAUUGGACUUUCCUCCUUUUCAAAAGUUCUUAAUUUGUCUCUGAAUAAUUUGUCUGGUUCCCUUCCAAAAGACGUAGAAAAUUUGAAAAAUUUAGGAAUCCUUGACCUUCAUGAGAACAUGUUGUCAGGGGAGAUUCCCGGUGGUCUUGGCAGUUGUAUGAGUCUAGAAUUCUUGUUCAUGGGUGCCAACUUGUUCCAAGGAUCCAUUCCUUCCUCUUUUAGUUCAUUACGUGGCAUUAGAGAGUUAAAUCUUUCUCAUAAUAAUCUGUCAGGCAAGAUUCCAGAAUUUUUAAAGAGCUUCAACUCAACACAGCUUUUGGAUUUAUCUUAUAAUGACUUUGAGGGCAUGGUACCAGUAGAAGGAGUUUUCAAGAAUUCUAGUGCUACCUUUGUGGCAGGAAAUAAAAAUCUAUGUGGUGGCAUACCUGAUUUUGGGCUACCUGUGUGUAAGUUUGAACAAUCAAAGAGGAGACUAACUACAAAAUUAAAGAUCAUAAUUUCCACGUUUUGUGGGGUUAUAGGCGUUGCACUUUUGCUUAUUUCUUUGCUUUUUUGGCGCCAUUUAAGAAAGAGAAAAGGAGAAUCUGUAUCACUAUUUGAUGGAAAUCCAUUAUUGAAGCUGUCUUAUCAAAGUCUGCUCAAAGCCACUAAUGGAUUCUCUUCAGAUAAUUUGAUUGGUAUUGGUAGUUUUGGAUCUGUAUAUAAAGGGAUUCUUGAUCAACAAGGAAUGGUAGUUGCAAUUAAGGUAUUUAACCUGAUGCGACGAGGAGCUUCAAAGAGUUUUAUAGCCGAAUGUGAGGCCUUACGAAAUGUCAGGCAUCGAAAUCUUGUCAAAAUACUCACAGCUUGUUCAGGAAUUGAUUAUCAUGGUAAUGAUUUCAAAGCAUUGGUUUAUGAUUUCAUGGUUAAUGGGAGCUUAGAUGGCUGGUUGCAUCCAACUCUUGGAUUAGAUGAGGUGCCAAGGACUUUAAAUGUUAUCCAAAGGUUGAAUAUUGCCAUCGAUGUUGCUUCUGCGCUUGAGUAUCUUCAUUAUCAUUGUGGAACACCAUUUGUUCAUUGUGAUCUAAAACCAAGUAAUGUCCUUCUCGACGAAAAAAUGACUGGACAUGUAGGUGAUUUUGGGUUGGUAAAGUUUCUUUCUACUAGGAUGCUUGGCCAUUCAACAAAUCAAUCUAGUUCUCUUGGAAUAAGGGGAACUAUCGGAUAUUGUCCUCCAGUUUGUGUGGGUGUAGGCGUUGCACUUUUGCUUAUUUCUUUGCUUCUUUGCCACCAUUCAAGAAAAAGAAAAGGAGAAUCUGCAUCACUAUUUGAUGGGAAUUCACUAUUGAAGUUGUCUUAUCAAAGCCUGCUUAAAGCUACUAAUGGAUUCUCUUUAGAAAAUUUGAUUGGUACGGGUAGCUUUGGAUCUGUAUAUAAAGGGAUUCUUGAUCAAGAAGGAAUGGUAAUUGCAGUUAAGGUGCUUAACCUCAUGCGACGAGGAGCUUCAAAGAGCUUUGUAGCCGAAUGUGAAGCCUUGCGAAAUGUCAGGCAUCGAAAUCUUGUCAAAGUACUCACAGCGUGUGCAGGAAUUGAUUAUCAGGGCAAUGAUUUCAAAGCAUUGGUUUAUGAAUUUAUGGUUAAUGGGAGCUUAGAUGAUUGGUUGCAUCCAAUUCUUGGAUUAGAUGAGGUGCCAAGGACUUUAAAUGUUAUCCAAAGAUUGAAUAUUGCCAUCGAUGUUGCUUCUGCGCUUGAGUAUCUUCAUUAUCAUUGUGGAACACCUUUUGUUCAUUGUGAUCUAAAACCAAGUAAUGUCCUUCUCGACGAAAAAAUGACUGGACAUGUAGGUGAUUUUGGGUUGGUAAAGUUUCUUUCUACUAGGAUGCUUGGCCAUUCAACAAAUCAAUCUAGUUCUCUUGGAAUAAGGGGAACUAUCGGAUAUUGUCCUCCAGGUAAUGAGUAUGGUGUGGGCAAUGAAGUAUCAACACAUGGUGACACAUUUAGUUUUGGAAUACUCUUGUUGGAGAUGUUCACGGGAAAGAGGCCAACCGAUGACAUGUUCAAAGAGAAUUUGAGCCUUCACAGUUUUGUCAAAAGAUUUUUGCCGGAACAAGUAAAAGAGAUUAUAGAUCCCAAUCUUUUUGAAGCGCAACUCAAUGCACAUAGUAACUACAAUUUUAGGAAUAGCGGAAACGAUAUAUUCAUUGAAUGUUUGAUUUCAAUAUUAGAAAUUGGAAUCUCUUGUUCUACAGAAUCACCACAAGAGCGCAUGAAUAUAAGUGAUGUUGUUGUUCAGCUCUCUUCCAUUAGAAACAAACUUGUUGGAACUCAAUUACCAAGGGGGGGAGAGACUGUAAGUGCACUUCAAGUAGCAGGUACUCAAGAUUGAUGACUCUGAUGCGGAAUGCCUGUUGAUUACCAUGAAGCAUAACUUGUUAUACCUAGUCUAUGUAAUCCUUAUAUAUGUUUGUAAUGCUGCAUCUUGCUUAGUUAGUACUGUGUUUCCUUCAUGCAUAAAGUGUUUUUCUUAUUUUAACUCUUUACACCCCCAAGAUGAGAUCUCAUUAAAAAAUAUUGCAGUAUCUCUCACGUUUAUAUGAGAUCCACCUCUACAAUUUCGAAUGGAACUCGUGUAUUUGUAAGCGUAGGAUGUACCAAACAGAUUCUCCUUCAAUUGCAUCUAUGAUAAAACUUCAAGCA